ACUGUGUGUUUGCUGGGUUGCUGGGUUUAGGUGUUUGGAAUUGGUGGCUUCUCUUCUAGUCUCUUCCCGGCAGCAAUAGCAGGGUAAUCUCUCUUUGACAUAUACAUCUGUCAGCUUGCUAUGGCAACUGCGGAACCUGCCCCGCUUUUGGAUAUCUUAGUUCGAGGACCCGAAGGAUUCUCACUCUGGAAUGGGCCCCCGUUUAGCAAUGGGCAACCCGGUGUCAAGCUUGAAAAUGUUUCUUGCACAAGUACCAAAUUCAGUGAAGAUGGAUCGACUCUCAUGGUGAUAAAAUCUGAUUCAGUGAUUAGCAUUUAUGACUGUACCAGCUGCAGGGAGAUCAGAUCUUUCCAAAUCCCAAAUGUUCUUGCAGCUGCCUUGUCCCCACGUGGAACUUAUCUUCAAACGUUCCAAAAAUUCUCAACCCCGCAGGACAAGAAUGUCACCUUAUGGAGGACGGACACUGGUGAUUCCGUUUAUCAUCAACACCAAAAGAACAUGACAAAAGCUACAUGGCCCUCAAUUAAAUUCAGCUCUGAUGAAGCAGUUGCUUGUCGACUGGCGACAAAUGAGAUACAAUUUUUUGAUGUUGGGGAUUUCUCUAAAGCAUUUAUAAAUCGGCUAAGAGUUCCUGGAGUGGCUGCUCUUGAGCUUUCUAAGGCACCCGGCUCCCAUGUGGCAGCUUUUGUUCCAGAAUCCAAGGGGAUUCCUGCCAGUAUCCAGAUAUUUGCUUGUGGAAAAGAUCCACAGAGUCAACCUGUUGCUCGACGGAGUUUCUUCCGAUGUUCAACAGUACAACUGAACUGGAACAAUGGCUCAACUGGGCUUUUAGUUUUGGUGCAGUCAGAUGUUGAUAAAACCAAUCAGAGUUACUAUGGGGAAUCAAAGCUCAAUUACUUAACAACAGAUGGGAGCCAUGAAGGACUUGUACCUCUUCGUAAAGAAGGGCCUGUUCAUGAUGUUCAGUGGUCACAUUCUGGAUCAGAAUUUGCUGUAGUUUAUGGCUUCAUGCCUGCAAAAGCUACCGUGUUUGACAAGAAGUGCAAUCCUCUUCUUGAGCUUGGAACAGGCCCAUACAAUACUAUCCGAUGGAAUCCAAAGGGAAAAUUUCUAUGUUUGGCAGGCUUUGGUAACUUACCCGGUGAUAUGGCAUUUUGGGACUAUAUAGAGAAAAAACAGCUUGGGACAACUAGAGCUGAACUGUCUGUGACAAGCGAAUGGUCUCCAGAUGGACAUUAUUUCAUGACUGCAACAACAGCUCCCAGACUACAAGUUGACAAUGGGAUUAAGAUUUUCCACUACAACGGAUCAUUAUUCUUCAAGAAGAUGUUUGACAAGUUGUACCAGGCUGAUUGGAAACCAGAGUCACCAGACAGAUUCGGUGACAUUGCCGAACUUGUCAAGUCCAUUGAGUCAUUAAAAGUUGUAGAAACGAAACCUCAAGGAGAAAGGUCAAAAAAUUCUCAAACUUCUGUAAAAGCUAGCACUAGCAACCCUCCUGCACAAAAGCCGGCUGCAUAUCGGCCCCCACAUGCUAAGGCUGCUGCUGCUGUUCAGGCUCAGCUGUUUGGAGAGAGCCCUACGGAGACGUUGAGCAAGAAUGCAUUGCGAAACAAGAAGAAAAGGGAGAAGAAAAAGGCUGGUGAGGCUACCAGUGGCGCUUGAUUAAGCGCAGGAUAUCUGACCGAGCGGUCCCCAUGAAGCGUCCAACAGGAUCAGUUUACAUAGAACUGGGGACAGGCUUGAGGGGUGGAUUUUACAGUUACCGUCCUUACUCAGUUCUGAGUGCGGAUUUGUUCCUUAAGAGGGAUUCUUCGUUUGUUGCCCACAAAAUUUCCGAGUUCGUCAUAGAACAUCUGCAAGUAUGAGCAUAUGUGCUCAUAUCAUGUUUUUUUGCUCAAAAUAUAGGAAAGAAAGGUAAUUUUUAUGUCUGUUUUACCAAGUUUGUAACAUUAUGUUUCGCCACCUCCCAAGUAGAAUUCAACUUACCAUUUCGGGUCCGUCUUCAAUGCUACGUAGCACUUUAGUGU
Molecule: messenger RNA, 2030 nt
Organism: Pyrus x bretschneideri (Chinese white pear)
Lineage: Eukaryota; Viridiplantae; Streptophyta; Magnoliopsida; Rosales; Rosaceae
Product: eukaryotic translation initiation factor 2A
Exons: 14
Coding region: 121-1665 (514 amino acids)
Biological process (GO): translational initiation
Cellular component (GO): cytosolic small ribosomal subunit
Molecular function (GO): ribosome binding; mRNA binding; translation initiation factor activity
Source: RefSeq, a predicted model, not a curated record